This is a messenger RNA of Indicator indicator, 2362 nucleotides long. RefSeq names its product KICSTOR subunit 2 (gene KICS2). Gene Ontology annotation, biological process: cellular response to amino acid starvation; cellular response to glucose starvation; negative regulation of TORC1 signaling. The transcript has 3 exons. The record is from RefSeq and is a predicted model, not a curated record. The coding region runs from base 1 to 1341 and encodes 446 amino acids. NCBI's taxonomy places the organism in Eukaryota, Metazoa, Chordata, Aves, Piciformes, Indicatoridae. Gene Ontology annotation, cellular component: KICSTOR complex.
AUGGGGGAGUCGAUCCCGCUGGGCGCGCCGGUGCCGGUGGAGCAGGCUGUGCUGGAGACCUUUUUCUCCCACCUGGGCAUCUUCUCCUACGACAAGGCCAAGGACAAUGUGGAGAAGGAGCGGGAGGCCAAUAAGAGCGCUGGGGCCAGCUGGCUGGCCCUUCUAGCCGGGCUGGCCCACCUGGCCGCCGCCGAGAAGGCCUACCACAGCAUGACCUUCCUGGGCCAGAAGCUAGGUGGUCAGUCAUUCUUCAGCCGAAAGGACUCCAUCCGAACCAUCUACACAUCUCUGCAUAAUGAGCUGAAGAAGGUGGUGGCGACGGGUCGCAAUGCACUAGGAGGAACAGCUCCUCACUUGGAAGAGCUGCUUUCUCACCUGUCUGAACAGCUCUGUUUUUUUGUUCAGGCUCGUAUGGAAAUUGCUGACUUCUAUGAAAAAAUGUACACGCUCAGCACCCAAAAGUUCAUUAACUCUGAGGAACUGGUAAACAUUUUGGAAUCCAUCUUAAAGAAAUAUAGCUCAAGAUUUCAUCAUCCAAUCCUCAGUCCUCUUGAAAGCAGUUUCCAGCUGGAAGUAGAUGUGCUUGCACAUCUCUUAAAGGCUCAGGCUCAGAUCUCAGAGUGGAAGUUCCUUCCAUCCCUGGUCAACCUGCACAGUGCUCACACAAAACUACAGACUUGGGGCCAGAUUUUUGAGAAACAGCGAGAAACCAAGAAGCAUCUGUUCGGAGGGCAAUCUCAGAAAGCUGUACAACCUCCACAUCUCUUCCUCUGGCUGAUGAAGCUCAAAAACAUUCUCCUUGCCAAGUUUAGCUUUUACUUUCAUGAGGCCCUGAGUCGACAAACAACGGCAUCUGAAAUGAAAACUUUGACUGCUAAAACAAAUCCUGAUUACUUUGGGAAAAUUUCCAGCUUCAUCCGGAAGUAUGACGCCGUCAAUGUUUCCUUAAUUUUUGACAAUCGUGGAUCAGAAAGUUUUCAGGGACAUGGCUAUCAUCACCCCCAUUCUUACAGGGAAGCCCCCAAAGGAGUGGAUCAGUACCCUGCUGUGGUGUCUCUGCCUAGUGAUAGGCCUGUUAUGCACUGGCCCAAUGUAAUUAUGAUUAUGACUGAUAGAACCUCUGACCUCAACAGUCUGGAGAAGGUUGUUCACUUCUAUGACGACAAAGUCCAAAGCACAUACUUUUUGACUCGCCCUGAACCUCACUUUACCAUUGUAGUUAUUUUUGAGUCAAAGAAGUCAGAAAGGGACUAUCAUUUUAUUUCUUUUCUCAAUGAAAUUUCACAUUCCCUUAAGAACUCCAAAGCUUUUGCAAGCUUGAAGCCUGGAUCCAAAGGGUAAAACACAAACUUCUGGUUGUCAAGGCAGCAUGACAGCCUUGGGGGAUCUAUAGCUUUCAAGGAUUACAUAAUGAUAAAUUAAUGGUUCUUAGAGCCUAAAUAAAAAGGAACCAUUAUCUUUAAUGUCAUAAGUUCCUUUUUUUUUUAAUUUAAUCUAACACUUGGAAAGUAUUUUGGGGCAGUACUUACCAAGGUUACUGAAUUAUGGGGUAUUAAUGGCAACAGCAGGAUUUUUUGGUGUGGUUUUCUAUUUCCAUUAUGAUUUUUUUUUUCAGUCCACAACUUUGUUGCCUGUAUCAGAAAGGAAUAUGAGCACUUUAUCUGAUUGUGCACUGUCUUCUACAGAGUUUAUUGAAAAUGUGGUGAGGAUGGAAGAUGCUGUCUCUUCAGAAAACUGCGUUCUGUGACAGGAAUGAUUUUCUGGGAACUAAACACUGAUACAAGGGAAUAUUAAAAAAAUUCAACCUGCAGGGACACAUUUUAAAUAAAAAGGCAAGAAUCACAAAAGGCACUGUUGUUGAUUGCAACUUAGUUUCCAAAUGAUCUAAAAUGAUAAUUGAGGUCUCUGGCACUCUGUUAAGCACCAAUCUAUUCUGAACAUUUGGUGUCAUAAAGCUUUGUCAUUGCUCUAUAAUGCGGGCUGAGCAAGAAAAACUGCAGCAUGGGCUGGAAGGCCACUAUUCACUGGAGCAUUGUGACAUUGUGUGUCCAGUACCAGUCUUGGCUCAAAUUAACUGAAGGAGAUAAGCUGAAGUUGAUCAGGUGUUCUGAAAGGAGCCAUUCCAGGGAAAAAGCAGUAAAGCUCUUUUCACAUUGUGCUUUUUGUCUGGUUAACUUUAAAAAACAAACAAGCUGUAGGAAAUGCCCUUCGAAAAUGAGUUAUUUUAUGAUUUGCUGUUGAGAUCAACCUGGAUUUGUCUUUAGAUAUUUGUAAGCAUUUAUUUCUUUCCAGUUUUAAAUAAUUUCUCAUCAGAGCCAAAACACUUGAAAUUUGGGUUUAAAUAUAUAGCCUAUGCAGUAUG